CCCCUGGGCGCCGCUGCUGCAGCUGACUGUGUUGCGGACAUGGCGGCCGCAGCAGAGCUCAGCGGUCUCAGCGACGAGGCCGCUUACGGCGCCUGCUCGGAGCCGGAUGCCAGCACGAAGGUGAGGAUUUUAUGUUUCAACAGACAAUGUUAAGAGUAAAGGAUCCUAAGAAGUCACUGGACUUUUAUACAAGAGUUCUUGGAAUGACACUGCUUCAAAAAUUUGACUUUCCAACUAUGAAGUUCUCACUCUAUUUCCUGGCGUAUGAAGAUAAAAAUGAUAUCCCAAAAGAUAAAGCUGAGAGAACAGCUUGGACCUUCUCUAGAAAAGCUACACUUGAACUGACACACAACUGGGGCACUGAAAAUGACGAAAAACAGUCUUACCACAAUGGCAAUUCAGAUCCCCGAGGAUUUGGACACAUUGGAAUUGCUGUCCCUGAUGUCAAUAAAGCAUGUAAGAGGUUUGAAGAACUAGGAGUGAAAUUCGUGAAGAAACCAGAUGAUGGUAAAAUGAAAGGACUUGCAUUUGUUCAGGAUCCUGAUGGCUACUGGAUUGAAAUUUUGAAUCCUAACCACAUGGUGACUCUCACUUAGUUCUAAUGAAGUGUAUUCUAUUAGAUAUGCCCCUGGAGAAAAUCUAUAACAGUGUGAAAUUUUCGCAUAAUGGAGAGGAAUCAGUUGUGUUCAGAGUCUCCUCGAAAACUGUUUCCUGGGACCUCACUGUACUUCCUUUUUUCUUGUCCUGUGCUGCCACGGCAAUUUGUUUCCAAUUAGGAAUACUCAGCUAUUUGUUGGAAGAGCAUUUAAACAGAUUCUCCUCUUGAACAUUGAUUAUCUUAAUAUUUUACUGAACACUACCAAAAGAUACGUAACCAGAAAUCCACUGCAUCUUACAUUGUUUAGAUUUAAAACAGCAACAAAUCCUAUGUUUCUACUGAUGAUCUUCAAUGAGGAGGAAAAAAAAAUAUUCAGAUUUUUUUUUUUAAUGAAGUAAGAAGAUGUUGAAGGCUUCAUGCCUAAUCUUGUAUACUGGAAAAUAAAAUGUCAGACUAACUUUGACUUGAGUAGUAGCAUGUUUUUUGAAAGUCCUAAUCUUGCUUAUGUUAUGCCAGGCAAAACUAUUUAUGUUAUGCCAGGCAAAACUACUUAAACAGCCUUGCCUGGAACAAGAAACUUUGUGGAUGCAAUAAGUCAGUCUACCAGAAGGAAUUCCGUCUUUUGUCUGCCAACUGACAGCCAAGAUAGGAGGUCUAAUUCAUAGUGAUCCUUCUUGUCUCUUCCAGUGCUAGAAAGAACUUGCUCAUAAUUUUUUGUUUCACUGAAAGUCUGGGGCUAUAUUUAACUUAAAUGCUCUGUACAUUCUGUAUUAGGAAAUUAAUGAAAAAGAGUAUCUGAAACGAAAUUCCUACUAGUAGACAUUUUAAUCUGCCCUCUCAGAAUGAGAGAUUGUUACUGAAAUGAUACCUGUAAACAACAGGAAAACUAACAUUUUCAUAUGUUACACAAAUUAUUUGGUUUUAUGCUGCUCCACUUGUUUAUGAACAGUGUAUAAACCAUGUCAGGUUUUGAAAUCGUGUUGUUCCUUCCAACAAGGAAAAAACCCUCCGUCCUGUCUUGCUGUGGUUCAAGUAGCACUUAACUCCUACCGAGUCUUCAGUUAUUUGACUAUUGAGUAGUGUAAUGGCAUUGCAGUUCACUUCCAAAUAAAGCAUUGUUGAGAACUACAAAAUCAUUUUAAAGCAGUAUGACCUCUUGCUUUGCUAACUGUUGAAUCCUAUGUAACUGAAAGGCUAUUUGUUUUGGUUCAUGGAUUCUUUUUUUUUCAGAAGAAAUCUUGUGAUAAUACGAAUUGUGAGUACAGAAAUGAAGAAGAUAAGUGUGUGACUUGGUUAGCAGGAUGUCUUAGUAACUUAAUGAUAACAUGCAGAGUUAGUAAUAACUGUCAAUAAGUCCCUGGCUUAUAAGUUAAAACAGAAAUGUAGAAAGUAUUGCAUUUGAUUCCUACUAUGAUACUGUACAUACUAUGAUGUAGAUGUUAAUAGUGAGGUGUUGCUGUCCUACCUCCUUAUCUGAAAAAUCCUUAAUUCUGUCCACCUCAUCUUAACAAGAUAGCACACAAACUCAGUAAUUUUUCAGAGCUCCAUCUGAAAAAUCAUUCAUAAGACUUAAUGCAAGAUAUUUUAUUUACCCUUGAAAAUGAGUAAAAUAGAUUAUAUCCUUCCUCCGAGCCUUGGGUGUUGGAAAAAUGAAUGUGAAAACAGUUGCUAUGCUUAAUACCCCCUAUGGAUGUACAAGCAAUCAUAAAUUCAUUGGAAGAUAGACAUAGUAACUCAAAAGAAAUUUGUUUUCAAUUUUCUGUUUGCUAUGUGAAUCAGCCCUGACAUUUUAAAUUGUCAUUUGUGUGGUAUUUUCUGGCUGGUCUCUACAGUAUCUACAGAUACUGUGCUUUAGGUGAUGCCUUAUCAGUGUCAUCCAUAUACAGUAGAUUCUUUCCCUUCUUAAAUAUUUGCUAAGUUGCCUUUUUUUCCCCCCCCCAACAAUAAACGCUGUUGGUUCAUGGUUGCAUUCUCUA
This is a messenger RNA of Columba livia (rock pigeon), 2574 nucleotides long. RefSeq names its product glyoxalase I (gene GLO1). NCBI's taxonomy places the organism in Eukaryota, Metazoa, Chordata, Aves, Columbiformes, Columbidae. Gene Ontology annotation, molecular function: metal ion binding; lactoylglutathione lyase activity. The transcript is spliced from 6 exons. The record is from RefSeq and is a predicted model, not a curated record. The coding region runs from base 132 to 596 and encodes 154 amino acids.